Molecule: messenger RNA, 2036 nt
Organism: Trifolium pratense (red clover)
Lineage: Eukaryota; Viridiplantae; Streptophyta; Magnoliopsida; Fabales; Fabaceae
Product: synaptotagmin-5-like
Exons: 13
Coding region: 183-1889 (568 amino acids)
Cellular component (GO): endoplasmic reticulum
Molecular function (GO): lipid binding
Source: RefSeq, a predicted model, not a curated record
AACAUAUCUCUCUCUCUCUUCGUUUGAAUGACCAAUGAAAGUUUGUGUAUUCUAACAAACAUGAUCUGAAAUCUGAAAACCAUGCUUGAGCUAAACAAUGACAACAAUAAAGACAAUGUAGAUUCACACAUUGCGAUCAUCUUCCUACAUUUUCCAUAUAGCAAUUAAUCUCACCUUCAAAAAUGGGAUUCUUCAGCGGCAUGAUCAUUGGUAUUGCGAUUGGUAUCACAUUGAUCAUCGCUUUCGCUAAACAAGAAAGCACCCGAUCCAAGCGUCGCACCGAUUUGGCGAAGACGAUAGCAAAGUUUGCGAGGUUAACGGUGGAAGAUUCUAGAAAACUUCUACCUGAAAAUUUUUAUCCGUCAUGGGUGGUCUUUUCUCAGAAACAAAAAUUGAGUUCGUUAACUUGGCUUAACAGUUUAUUAGAUAAGAUUUGGCCUUUCGUCGAUGAGGCAGCAUCAGAAUUGAUAAAAAACAAUGUUGAACCUAUUCUUGAACAAUAUAGACCGUUGAUUUUGUCGUCUCUCACAUUUUCCACAUUGACACUUGGUACUGUUGCUCCACAAUUUACAGGAAUUUCAAUUGUUGAAGAGGGUAGUGGGCCUACUGGAGUGACAAUGGAGUUUGACAUGCAGUGGGAUGGCAACCCCAAUAUUGUUCUUGACAUUAAAACCAGAGUUGGUGUUGUAUUGCCUGUGCAGGUAAAAAAUAUUGGAUUCACUGGGGUUUUCAGGUUGAUCUUCAAACCUCUAGUAAAUGAUUUUCCUGCUUUUGGAGCUGUUUUAUUUUCCCUAAGAGAAAAGAAAGCUCUUGAUUUUACUCUUAAGGUUAUUGGUGGUGAUAUUUCAGCCUUACCAGGGGUAUCUGAAGCUAUAGAGGAAACCAUUCGAGAUGCCAUCGAAGACUCUAUAACUUGGCCAGUACGCAAAAUUAUACCAAUUAUACCAGGAGAUUACAGUAACCUGGAACUGAAACCUGUUGGAACACUAGAUGUAAAACUAGUGCAAGCAAAGAACUUAACAAAUAAAGAUUUAAUUGGGAAAUCUGAUCCUUUUGCUGUCGUAUUUGUACGUCCACUUCGCGACAGAACCAAAACUAGUAAAACAAUCAAUAACCAGUUGAAUCCAAUAUGGAAUGAGCACUUUGAAUUCAUUAUUGAAGAUGCAUCAACACAACACUUGACCAUAAGAAUCUUCGACGACGAAGGAAUUCAGGCAGCUGAGCUUAUUGGUUGUGCCCAAGUUUCCCUAAAGGAACUUGAACCUGGUAAAGUCAAGGUUGUAUGGUUGAAAUUAGUUAAGGAUUUAGAGGUCCAUAGAGAUAACAAAUACAGGGGUGAGGUGCACUUGGAGCUCUUGUACUGCCCAUAUGGAGUUGAGCACACUCUUAAGAGCCCUUUCCACACUGAUUACUCAUUAACCACGUUCGAAAAGACUCUCAAGAGCGACACAGAGGAUGAUGAUAUUUCAGCAGCAUCAUCACGAAGAAAAAGCAAUGUAAUUGUAAGAGGAGUUCUAUCGGUCACUGUAAUUUCAGCUGAAGACUUACCGGUAGUCGAUUUAAUGGGCAAGGCUGACCCGUUUGUUGUCCUUUCAUUGAAAAAAUCGGAAAAAAAACAAAAGACAAGAGUUGUAAAUGAAAGUCUAAAUCCAGUUUGGAAUCAAACAUUUGACUUCGUUGUAGAAGAUGGCUUACACGACAUGUUAAUUGUUGAACUUUGGGAUCAUGAUACAUUUGGCAAGGAAAAAAUGGGUAAAGUGAUCAUGACACUAACCAAAGUCAUCUUAGAAGGGGAAUACGACGAAACAUUUGAUUUGGAUGAUGCUAAAUCCGGAAAGAUUAAUUUGCAUUUAAGAUGGGCUGCACAACAUAAGUACCGUGACCCUUAAUAUAUUGUUCAACCCAAAUCGCUUUAGUAAUCUAAUGUUUGAUAUUGAUUAGUCAAGUUUAUGACACAAUCACAUGAUCUUAGAAAAAUUGUGGUGAAUAGUUCAACUGUGUGUUGAAUGAGUAAACAUCAUCUUCAUUUUUUUAAA